This is a messenger RNA of Oikopleura dioica, 744 nucleotides long. NCBI's taxonomy places the organism in Eukaryota, Metazoa, Chordata, Appendicularia, Copelata, Oikopleuridae. The record is from the annotation of a GenBank genome assembly.
AUGAUGGAGCAAAUGCUUUCGAAGGGACUUGAAGAGAAAUUCAACGCCGCCAUGGCCUACAAGAGCGAGAAUCCCUCCUCUCCACGGGACCACAUGCACUCUGUGCACGGAUCCUCCGAUUCUGGAAACAUUUCCGGCGAAGAGCGGCCAGAAAUCGACUACAACGACGUCAAGCAACAGGUGCAAAGCUCCAUCCGAGCUGGUUCCAAGCGAACACCUGAAGAAAUCGAAGAAGCUAUCAUGCGAAAGAAGCUCCGCAACCGAGAAUCCGCCCAGCGAGCUCGAGACCGACAAAAAGCUCGGAGAACCUCCUCCUCCGACAAGUUCUUGGAGAACAAGGACAAAAUCAACGAGCUCGUCCGACGAGAAGAAGAACGAAUGAAUCGAAAGUCCGAAUCCGUCAAAGUUGAAAAAUGCGAGACUCCAAAGAAGCCUGCUUUCUGGAGACCUGGCAUUGAUGAAACACCGGCUCCAGCGAAAACUCCAGUUCUUUCUGCCGAAGAACAGCUUGCCAAGAUGCGACUUGCUUUUUUGCCAGAAUCGAGUGCCUCACAAGCCGCUUCUAUUCCAGCGUACAACCCUCAUCUAUCGCUUGAGGCUUCUUCUGUUCGACUCGCACAAGGAUCACCAUACUUUCCUCUUGGAGCCAGCCUCUCAUCCGCUUACAACGGAGGCCUCUCUAACGAUCACCUUCUCCUCGCACAACGACUACGACACAAUCAAGUCCUCGCCUCGGAGCAAUAA